This is a messenger RNA of Sceloporus undulatus (fence lizard), 1629 nucleotides long. RefSeq names its product chromosome 9 C1orf232 homolog (gene C9H1orf232). The record is from RefSeq and is a predicted model, not a curated record. NCBI's taxonomy places the organism in Eukaryota, Metazoa, Chordata, Lepidosauria, Squamata, Phrynosomatidae. The coding region runs from base 588 to 1157 and encodes 189 amino acids. The transcript is spliced from 4 exons. Gene Ontology annotation, biological process: spermatogenesis.
AUUCCCUUUUCUGAUGAUGAGGUUGCGCUGCAUGGAGAGAGGGUCCAGCUUCCAAGUAUGAAGAUGUGAAGGGGCCACUAAAGAAUGUCCCAACUACCAGAUGGAGACGACAACUCAGGGAGUUUCUGAAGAACCAAUUUGGAGACUGGAUGCAUGAAGUGGGAAAGGAGACUCAGACAGCUCCCAUCAGUUCCAGGGCCCUUCAUUGAAGGGAUCCACUGGCAUUCUGGGUCAGCCAUGGAUCCGAUUCCUUUUUGUUCUUCGAGAUGUACAUGGGAGGCUUCUGAAAUUUUAAUGAAGACACCAGAUCUGAGAAGGAGGCCGCCCAUGACAGGUGUGAAUUUGCAGGACGCGCCAGCAUCUGUUUGAGCGCCUGGUUCCCUGCAGAGCCUCCAAAGCAGCUGGACGCAGAGGCGGGAUGGCCACCGGCACCUAGCCCACCGAGGAUCGGAGGAAAAGCUAUAGCAGACCCUGGGGUCUGCAAGAACUAAAGCUGUCAAACUAUCUGAGAUCCUACCAGGUUGCUUUGUGUGACCCUGCUGCUUCUGAAAGAAGGACCCGAGAAAGCUGAGCAGAUUAUUGCCAGGAUGACUCAGGCAUUCUGGAAGGUCUACAAGUCCAAAGUACUGCAGACCCUUGGUGGAGAGUCACAAGAGGAUGAUCUCCAAGAUGAGAGAGAGAAUCCUGAACUGAUGGAAACAACAGAUUCAACGCUGCUGACAGAGGAAGGAUCUAACCCCGUUUCUCAGCUGGCACGGCGGGUCCAAGGAGCUGGAGUCAAAAGCUGGAGGACUGUGUCAUCUUUGUUCAGCCGGGAGGACGAACAUAAACUGCUGGCCUCUGAGCCGUGUGCUGACCAUCCUCUAGCAGCAAAACCAGAGGAGGAGUCUGCCUCGGAGAAAAAGACAUCUGGCCUUUGGGACGUCUUUGCUACCAAGUGGCAGCACACUUCAGCUAUGGAGAAGAUGGCCGAUGCCAGAGAGCAACCAGCCGAGGGCAGCUCAGGGUCCUCCGGGGAAACAGCAGCCAAGGAGGAAGCCAGCAACGCCGGCCAGGAGAACGACCUCCGAGAAGCUGAAGGGGUGGCCUUCAAGUGGAGUUUCCUCACCAACAAACUGGCUGAGAUGAAGAACAAAAGCGGCCUCAAGAGCAACUAGGACAGACACAGAAGCGAGAGACUUCUGAUGCUAUCUAUGAUGUCUUUCCAGCAGGGGAGAAGGGCUUUAUCUUGUUCCAAUAACUCUUCAAGAGAAGAACUGAGUGUGAUGUGAAGGGUCUGACCAUACACUGGUGUUGUUAACCAACACAACUUUAGGAUGUUGUCCUCCUGUCCACCCCAUUCUCCAUGCGUGUCUCAUGUUUCAAAUGGUAUCCAUUCCAUUUCUCCCUGUCCUCCCCUUCUUUUUCCCAAGACUGUUCUUAAGAUAAAAAUAUUUGGUUCAGAACAGGUCCGUUGGCAAGUAAGGUUAAUCCUGGCAGAGAGAAGAGCAGGGCAAUUUUCUUACCACUUUUUGUGCCUAGAUGAUCUUUCUGCAUACACUAUGCCUAGGUCAGCCCAAGACAUUUUACUGCCACAAGCAAGAUCAAUGGGUAUGUUGUUAUUAUUUGCCGUCAAGUCAGCAUUCGCUU